CGGAAAUCUUAGGAGAAACACACAACUUGCAAUAUGUGUACGGGAAAGUGUUCGCUGUGCAUCGGGAGAACUUUGUACCCAUUAGCACUCAUCUCCGUAAUUUGUAAUAUAAUGCUGUUUUUUCCCGAUUGGAAUGUUAAAUACGCGAUAAAAAACCAAAUUACAGAGGAGGUAAAACUCAUGGGAGGACUGGUUGGAGGAGGUGUAAUGGUAUUGCUCCCUGCAUUUCAUAUUUACAUGACUGGAGAGCGGGGCUGGUGUGCUAACCGCUUUGGAAUGUUUCUGUCUAUUAUACUUGCAGUUGUGGGUGUUGCUGGUGCCCUCUAUAGUUUCUCAGUGGCAGUGUUGAGCCUAUAUCAUGGGCCCUACUGUAAAUUUGAGGGUCAAUGGAAAGCUCCCUUUGAAUACCAGCAUGCAAAUUACCUUAAAGACCGCGAUUCAUGGGAAAAAUGUACUGAGCCAAAGAACGUGGUGAAGUUUAAUGUGGGUCUGUUCUCAGUACUGUUGUUGGUCAGCAUUCUGCAGAUCAUCCUUUGUGGUAUACAGAUGAUCAAUGGCCUUUUCGGAUGCCUUUGUGGAACCUGCAGGGAUAAAGCUACGCCAAUACCAAACAAUGUGACAUUUACAACCACUGUACAUGUUGCCUGAUUUGGGUGAAUGGGAUCACAGCCUUCAUAUCCACCAUCCUGUCUCUUUAAUCAGCUAACUUGCGUUCUCUUGUGGAAAGAUGUAUUGUAUUGUUCAUUUGCAUAUUUGAUUCAUUCAGUAGUUGCCAUUCAUUGAAUAGAAUUUAGAUGUGAGAUUCAAAUGCAAAAAUGUUAUAACAUAUGUAUAACAUUUCAAUACAAAUGUAUUGGUAGUUUUUCAUUUUUAUUUCACAUACUUAUUGGCUUUGCACUGUUUGUUAUUAAUACUGUUUGUGAAAU
Molecule: messenger RNA, 926 nt
Organism: Misgurnus anguillicaudatus (oriental weatherfish)
Lineage: Eukaryota; Metazoa; Chordata; Actinopteri; Cypriniformes; Cobitidae
Source: RefSeq, a predicted model, not a curated record